AUGCACAAAUACCAACCAAGGUUUCACCUAGUGAGGGCGAAUGAUAUUCUGAAACUACCGUACUCGACGUUUCGGACGUACGUCUUCAAGGAAACUGAGUUCAUCGCAGUGACAGCUUACCAAAAUGAAAAGAUUACCCAAUUGAAAAUCGACAAUAAUCCAUUUGCAAAGGGUUUUCGAGAUACUGGCGCUGGAAAACGAGAAAAAAAACAGGCGAUGCUGGCGCAAAGGCAUUCCGACGAUAAGACUUCGCAUCCAUUGCCAGCACGGAUGUCAGCAGAUAGCAGUACCGUCUCCAAGACGGAUGACUCCGAGCUAGAUGUGGUGGGUACUGCGGAUAGUCCGAGGCCGUCUCUGCAUUCGUCAACACCAAUAGCGUCAUCUGUCAAUCUCUCAGGAACAGAAGACGACUCCAUCCGCCGCCGCCUUCACGACGACUCAGGCUCAGAAAGCAGCUGCUCAGAAUCCCCCCGCUCCACCGCCUUCCGCCACCGACCUCCCACCCCCAAAGAUCCCCCCGCUGGUCCCUCCAACCCCUCUGGCGAAUACCCCUCCCCCAACAUAAGCGUCGGCCCUCCCAUCCACCCCCCACCACACCUCCUCCCCUAUCUCUACCCACCCGGAAUCUACCCCGGAGCAGGGGGAGGCCCUUCCCCUUUCGGCCCGCCCUUGAGCUUGUUCACAGGGGCGCACAACCCCAGCAUGCUGUUCAACGCCCAGCUGGCCCUGGCGGCGCAGCACCCUGGCCUCUUCUCCCACUACCAGAACCUGGUGCAUCCCCACCCGCAUCUAUCACCCACUUCCCCCAUGCACGGGCACUUGAAGGGCGGGCAUCGGUUCGCCCCUUAUACCCUGCCCAGUUCGGUUGCGGGGAUGGGCAGCGCUUUCGAGACCGUUACGCCCAGGAGCCUGAGUAACUCGCCCUCGGGCAAGGCUUCGCCGGUGCUGAGACCUAGCAGCGAGUCGCCCAAGUCGGAGCCUGGGAAUUCGCCGAGCGAUCUGAAGAGCAUUGAGAAGAUGGUGAAUGGUUUGGACGUGAAACAGAGUGAGGAGAUGAGUGAUGAAUAGUGAUUGUAAGGUUGAUGAGCUUAGAUUGUUUGGGAUCUCGCUUCACUCAUGAUAUGGACUGCUGGAUAUUGACUGAGUUCACUACUAGCAGUCCAUAUCAGCGAAGCGAGAUCAUGAAUGGUCAAAGUUGAAAAGACUGUUUGUCCGUACUGUAUUGGGCUCUAUUGGGUUCUAUGCUGAUUGGAAAAUGAGGCUUGUUAUUGGCUAUUAUAGUAUAUUCCAAUGUGUCUGUGGAGGAUGACUCAAUUUCCUGAAUUUAUAAUCCCGUCUUUGACCUCAGCGUACAGAUAAAGCUGCUUCUGUGAUACUUCUAUACCUAAUGUUCCACAGAACACAGAACACUUAGAAUCUACAUUGCAAUAUAAGGAUUGAGUCGUCUUUAUGCAGUUGAACAUCCUCAGGUUUGUGGUAUUGAUAUUAUUAUUCGAAAGCGAAAUUGGAGAGAUCUUUUUCAAGACAUUAGCAGUAACAGUCCAUGCACUAUGAGAUAAUGAGAAUUAGGAUGCCAGAUAUUGUGUGGUUUCAAAUUCAAUUUUCACUCAAGUUCUAAGAUUUCCACAUCAGAUUCUUGCAAUCUUCUGUUGCUUCUGAAAACGAAAAUGAAAAUACUUUUCUAAAAUUCUAUGGGUAUCAAUCAGUAAUGCAAUUAAUAUCAAAACUACGACCUAAAACAAUUUUCGGAUAUUAUCACUUCUAUGAACUCAUUAGACACUUUUGACCUUUUCAGCAUCGCACCGUCACGUGACAUGAGAUCACAAAAGUGAUUCCUCAAGGACAUGUUGAACACUUCCUAAAUUAUUCCAAAUGAUUUUCUGAAAUAGUUCAUAAUCAUUUCAGCCAAUAGCAAUGCGCGAUUCUAGUCAUCCUCCAAAUGACAUUAAAAAUGGCUUUUCAAUGACACCUUAACAGGCAGAGAAAAUUCUGCUUAGGCAGAAGAAGUUUGUUGCUAUGCAAUGUUCCAUGUGAUGAUUUGAAUCAAGUUUGUAUUCAAAAUUGACAAUUACUAUGGGUGAACUCAAAAUUGUAGAUCAUUCGGACUCUGCGUGAAAUUGGAAUGAAUUUGAAAAAGAGAAUUAUAUGUUUCCCAUGGCAGAAAAGCAGAUUGAAUGCAUUGUCUGGUUUCCUAGCCCUGGCUAUGAAACGUCAGUCGUGGUAUUAAACCUUGUGCUUUUCUGUCUAGUGAAACGAAUAGCUAUUAUACUUAACUGUUUGACGACUCUGCAUGGAAUGUGAUACUAGUGCACUAAACAUAUUCUAUAACCAAGUAAAACUAUCUAUCUUAGAAAAAAAUACCACAUACCUAUUGGUCAAAGAGAAAGGAGCACGAUAUUCCCGUUGGUAUAGAGUUCAAUGCUCUUGCUGUUCUGGAGACUCUAGCGCGCAGAACAUCGUUUACGCGACGGCGGUUUACGUAGUGGACCUGUGAUAGACCCUUGUGGUACCCCGAAAUAUACGCCAUCGCGCUAACUAUGUUUUUGCGGGUGAGUCUCAAUUUCGUUUAGUGAAGGCCGCGUACACGGGGUGAUGUUGCAAUAAAAUUUCAGCUCAUGAAUCUCCUGAUAUUUGGCGGUUUCUUAAUGUAAAUAGAUCUUUUCAUAGAAUAGUCGAUACCAGGAUUUAUUACCUUGAAGUGCUUCUUUCCAUAAGCUUACUAAGUACAAAUAACAUGAAUAUGUGAAUUUGUAUUGAAGGUGUAGAUGGUACAUGCAAUUUUAUUUUUAUUGGUGCUGCUACUUUUAGUUCAGGCACUAAAACUUAUAGUUCAUUUUAUGAUGCUUAGUAAAAUGAAGCUGAGCAUUAAAACUAUACAAUGUUCUAGGUCAGGUUUUCUAUUUCCAAUGAAUACAUAGGUAUUUAAGUGAUUAUUCGUUUAGCUGGCAAACUGAUACCAUUUCAUAUAAUUUUUAGUGCCAUCCACAGUGAUUUUAUUUUAGACUGUACCCAUUUAACGUACGAAAUAUAAGUUUGUUCCUUUUUUCAAUAUGUGUAAAUAAUACUUGUAAACAUCCAACAUUGUACAUAACUGUUUUCGUGUUAAAAUCGAGAUGUAAAUUGUAUAUUAUAAAUGUAUAUUGAAAAUAAGCAGGAAGAACAUUUGUUCAAAAUAACUUUGAAAGUCGAAUUCACCUUGUAGCUCACUUCUUUAGUGAAAUAUUUGCAAUUUCGAUGGCAAUUUCAUUGUUUGAUUUCCUCCAUUUUUGAAUCUGUAUAGCUUUUUUGUUGCAUUUGAUUAGUACCAAUGAGGAUUUGACUAAUUAUAUUUAUUAUUUAUGUUUAUAUCUCAUUUUGGAAUCUUAACUGUUGGUACUAUUCAAAGUUUAUAAAAUGGGAGUAGAAAAUGUGAAGUGUCUUGUGUAUAUGUCGUUUAAUUUAAGGAAUAAAAUGAUAUUCAUAU
Molecule: messenger RNA, 3463 nt
Organism: Phaedon cochleariae (mustard beetle)
Lineage: Eukaryota; Metazoa; Arthropoda; Insecta; Coleoptera; Chrysomelidae
Source: the annotation of a GenBank genome assembly